AUGCACAAUAAUUGGGGCCCUGCUGACGGUCUGCCUCGCUUAUCAGCCAUGUGCACGGCUAGCACGACAAACCUUAGCACAAACAACAGCAGCUGGCGCUGCAGACUAUAUUAAUAAUAGUGAUAAGGCCACGCCCACAAAUUAAUUGACAACUGGCAGCAGAAUGAUGCAAGGCGUUGACUUUGCUCUUGCCAGCGACAAUGAUGAUGGCCUCAAUCAAUCAUUCAUGGCUCAUACGUUGCCAAAUGCGAGGCCAAGUCUCCGGCCGAGUACCAGUCGCAGUCCGAGCGACAGUUCAAGCCCGGAGCUGUUGUUGCUGCACAAUGAUAAAUUCCUAACACAUGUCGCUCAAAUGCUGAACAUGACGACCGAGAAUCUAACAAAUCUGCUUGCCGCAAACAGCACAAACGGCAGCUCAGCAACAGCAACAAUAACGGCAACAACAACAAUUACUAACAUGGCCAACAGCUCGGAGGAAUCGCCCACGCUGCUCAUCAUCCUAACCAUUUGCUAUGCCCUAAUCUUUGUGGCAGGCGUGCUGGGCAAUCUAAUCACCUGUAUUGUCAUUUCGCGCAACAAUUUUAUGCACACGGCCACCAAUUUCUAUCUGUUCAAUUUGGCAGUCUCUGAUUUGAUUUUGCUCGUCUCAGGCAUACCGCAGGAGCUAUACAAUCUUUGGUGUCCCAACUCGUAUCCCUUCACGGACGGCAUAUGCAUUGUAGAGAGCGUCCUCUCCGAAAUGGCCGCCAAUGCGACGGUGUUAACCAUAACGGCAUUCACCGUGGAGCGUUACAUAGCCAUCUGCCAUCCCUUCAGGCAACACACCAUGUCCAAGUUAUCGCGGGCCAUCAAAUUCAUCUUCGCCAUUUGGCUGGCGGCUUUUCUGCUGGCGCUGCCGCAAGCGAUGCAGUUCUCUGUGGUUAACCAGGAUAAUGGCUACUCCUGCACGAUGGAGAACAACUUUUACGCGCAUGUGUUUGCCGUCUCGGGCUUUAUAUUCUUCUGCGGACCCAUGACGGCGAUCUGUGUACUCUACGUGCUGAUUGGCAUGAAGCUAAAGCGGAGCCGGCUGCUCCAGUCACUGCCGCGACGCGCCUACGACGCGAAUCGCGGCCUAAACGCGCAGAGUCGCGUCAUCAGAAUGCUGGUAGCUGUAGCCGUUGCGUUCUUUCUCUGCUGGGCUCCCUUUCACGCCCAACGUUUGAUGGCUGUCUAUGGCGUCUCGCUGAUUAAUGCCUGCCGCUGUCGAGAUGCCUUUAACGAUUAUUUCCACAUACUUGAUUACACAUCCGGUGUACUGUAUUUUCUGUCCACCUGCAUCAAUCCGCUGCUGUACAACAUUAUGAGCCACAAGUUCCGUGAGGCCUUCAAGAUCACGUUGACACGUCAAUUCGGUUUAGCCAGAAACCAUCAGCAGCAGAGCCAAUAUCGUCAGCACAAUUACAGCGCACUCAUGCGGCUGCAGGGCUCGAUGCGGCUGCAGCCCGUCAGCUGCAGCAACAAUAAUAAUGCACUGGAGCCCUAUGGAUCCUAUCGCGUGGUGCAAUUUCGCUGUCGCGAUGCCAACCAUCAGCUGUCGCUGCAGGAUAGCAUACGUACCAAUACCACAACCACAACCAUUAAUAGCAGCAGCCUGGCUGGAGCUGGUGCUGGUGGUGCUUCAGUUCCUGGUAGUGGUGGUGGUGGCGGUGUUGUCGGUGGUGGCAAUGGUGGUGCUGGCGGCAGGCGCCAACGUAAACAGGAAUUUUAUGCCACAGCGCCGGGCAGCGCAGUGCCACAUCGCUUGCUGCAGUCGCAGGUCUCCAGGCUAAGUGAUGGCAAUUCGCACUCUUUGCUGGACACGAAUGUGGCUGAUGUGGGUCGCCAUUGUGCCGCUGGGCGUGCCAAGCGCACACUGCUGGCGACAAACAAUGGCGCCCUGCUAUUGGCAACGGCCCAGCCAGAGGACGCACAGCCCCCAACGCGCCUCAAGCUAUCACGGGUGAUAAGCCGUCGAGAUGAGCCGGCUUACAGUGGCAGCAGCAGCCUGCCCGACCAGGAGACCAACAACGGCACCAACACCACGGACACAAAUGGCGGCGAGCUGCGCAAGUUUCCAUGGCGCAAGAAGCGCCAGAAGCAAAAUGUGGCCAACAACAAUGAAGCGGGCGGUGGCAGAAAUGGCUAUGCCACGCCCAAGUCGCUGUGAUAAAUGGUACGCUCCCGCAAGCUCUGCAACUUUUUAGCUAGCAAAUAAACGUUUACAAAUAGUUAGAUUUACAUACAUAUUCAGUGUUGAGUUAAUGUUAACAAAUAGUUAAAUAUAUCUAUGGACGAAAAUGUUUUUGUAUUUCGGCUUCUAGUCGGGUGCACGAAAUCCGCUUUUCCGCCCCUAUUUGCACAGAUUUUCGCUUUCAGCUUUGUGUUGUUCCGCUUCUCCAGUCUUAAGCACAAUAAUUUAAUUUAGUAAGA
This is a messenger RNA of Drosophila montana, 2451 nucleotides long. RefSeq names its product Pyrokinin 2 receptor 1 (gene PK2-R1). Lineage: Eukaryota; Metazoa; Arthropoda; Insecta; Diptera; Drosophilidae. Gene Ontology annotation, cellular component: plasma membrane. Gene Ontology annotation, molecular function: neuropeptide receptor activity. Gene Ontology annotation, biological process: neuropeptide signaling pathway. Bases 164 to 2188 code for a protein of 674 amino acids. The transcript has 6 exons. The record is from RefSeq and is a predicted model, not a curated record.